AUGUCACGCAGCCAACUGCGGCUCUCCCACAUCCCCGAAAACAGCCAAUCAGCGCCGUGGAAGCAGUCUCGACAAAUAGCCAGGGGAGGAAGAAGUCAACAGCGGCAGCACUAUGGCAACGUCAUCCUGCCCAGCGUCUUCGGCACCAUCUGUUUCCUGGGGGUGGUGGGCAACUGCAUCGUCAUCUUCACCAUCCUCAUGAAGAAGAAGAAGACCAGGAGCCGCGCCUCAUGGGCCAAGCAGACGGUGCCCGACAUCUUCAUCCUCAACCUGUCGCUGGCGGACCUCCUCUUCCUCCUGGGCAUGCCCUUCCUCAUCCACCAGCUGCUGGGCAACGGCUCCUGGUGCUUCGGCGCCACCAUGUGCACCGUCAUCAACGCCCUGGACUCCAACAGCCAGACGGUCAGCACCUACAUCCUGACCGCCAUGACGCUGGACCGCUACCUGGCCACGGUGCACCCCUUCCGCUUCGGCCACGUGCGGACGCCGUGCGUGGCCGUGGCCGUGGUGGCCGCCGUGUGGGUGCUCUCACUGCUCUCCAUCACCCCGGUGCUGAUGUACUCUGGCCUCAUGCGCUUACCCGGCGGCGGCGGCGGCGGCGGUGUCGACCGGGUGGGCUGCGCCCUCCUCCUCCCCAACCCGGCGUCGGACAUCUACUGGUUCACCCUCUACCAGUUCGUCUUCGCCUUCGCGCUGCCCCUGCUCGUCAUCUGCGUGGUGUUCUUCAAGAUCCUCCGGCACAUGGCCUCCGCCGUGGCCCCGCUGCCUCCGCGGAGCCUGAGGCUGCGCACCAAGAAGGUGACACGCAUGGCGGUGGCCAUCUGCCUGGCCUUCUUCCUGUGCUGGGCCCCCCACUACGUCCUGCAGCUGCUGCACCUGGGCGUCCAGCAGCCCAGCGCCGCCUUCGCCCUGGCCUACAACAUGGCCAUCUCGCUGGGCUACGCCAACAGCUGCAUCAACCCCUUCCUCUACAUCGUGCUGAGCGACACCUUCAAGAGGCACUUCAUGGUGGCCAUCCAGCCGCAAUCGGCUGCUGCUGCUGCUGCUGCCGCCGCUGCCUCGCACCACAAGGGGGCGCACCCGAUAAGCUCCACCACUACGGAUGGGGAGGUGAGCUUGAGACUGGCACCGGAUGGACAGGGUCAGGGAGGGCCACAGGGCUCGAGAAAGCUCCCACAACAACAGGGUGGACGACAGGAGAAUGUGGGGCACAAGUGA
Molecule: messenger RNA, 1218 nt
Organism: Engraulis encrasicolus (European anchovy)
Lineage: Eukaryota; Metazoa; Chordata; Actinopteri; Clupeiformes; Engraulidae
Gene: mchr1a
Product: melanin-concentrating hormone receptor 1a
Exons: 4
Coding region: 1-1218 (405 amino acids)
Biological process (GO): neuropeptide signaling pathway
Cellular component (GO): neuron projection; plasma membrane
Molecular function (GO): melanin-concentrating hormone receptor activity; neuropeptide binding
Source: RefSeq, a predicted model, not a curated record